Messenger RNA from Angiostrongylus costaricensis, 564 nucleotides. Lineage: Eukaryota; Metazoa; Nematoda; Chromadorea; Rhabditida; Metastrongylidae. The record is from the annotation of a GenBank genome assembly.
AAUACAAGCAUUUUUCGUUGCAGAAUGCAAGUUCAUGGUGGUAAUGUACGUCUCGGUUUCAUCGUACGUCUUAAUAUGGGCGCUCUAGAGUAUUCCUUACCGGGCGUCGAAAAUCCACAGCAGGAGUCACUUGCGUUCCGAAGUAUAUCGGCUGCUACCUUGGCUUGGGAAAUUCGUCGUCUUGGUCAAGAAGGUUUCAAUCGUCGUUACAUGCUAGUGGAUUGCAGAUAUCCCUAUGAAUACGAUGGUGGACACGUUAUGUAUGCUGUGAACAUUCAUGACCAUAGCGAUCUAGAAAGUAUAUUCUUUCCUGAGGAUCCACAUCAUCCUAUACGUUCAAGAAUUCCGAUUUUCUAUUGCGAGUUCAGUCAGAAGCGAGGUCCAAUGACCUUAAUUGGUAGUUAUUCCAGGGCGCUAGCCCUACGGAGCUUAGACCGCAAACGUAACGAGCUCGAUUACCCAAAAGUUGACUAUGCAGAGAUGUACUUGCUGGAUCAGGGUUAUCGAAAGUUCUGGAACGACGGAAGUUACAAGGUCACUCUUUUGCUUCGUAGCCCUUCGUAG